Antechinus flavipes (yellow-footed antechinus) is the source of this 709-nucleotide messenger RNA. RefSeq names its product ATP synthase membrane subunit c locus 1 (gene ATP5MC1). The record is from RefSeq and is a predicted model, not a curated record. The transcript has 5 exons. Lineage: Eukaryota; Metazoa; Chordata; Mammalia; Dasyuromorphia; Dasyuridae. Gene Ontology annotation, molecular function: proton transmembrane transporter activity. Bases 16 to 603 code for a protein of 195 amino acids. Gene Ontology annotation, biological process: proton motive force-driven ATP synthesis; proton transmembrane transport.
CUGGGGCGGCAGCCAAUGAGAGCUGAGGAACCGCGGGACACGUGGGUAGAGGAGCGGGGCUCAGGGGCAGAGAAGCGCUCAAGCCGGGAGGUGAGUCACCUUGAGCGGAGCUACCGACGGCUGCGGCGGGCCGGGCUUUUGGGGAGCAGGGCAGCAGGAAGGAGCGCGGGGCACAGCAUACAGAGCAGAAUGCAGACCACGGGGGCUCUCCUCAUUUCUCCAGCCCUGAUCCGCUGCUGUACCAGGGGUCUGGUCAGGCCUUUAUCUGCAUCUGUCCUGAAUAGGUCAGAGAUCCGUUGUUUUGAACAGCCUACUUCUAGCAGUACCCCGCUUCAGGUGGCCCGUCGGGAGUUCCAGACCAGCGCCGUUUCCCGAGAUAUUGACACAGCUGCCAAGUUCAUUGGGGCUGGGGCUGCCACUGUUGGUGUGGCUGGCUCAGGGGCAGGAAUCGGGACAGUGUUUGGCAGUUUAAUCAUCGGCUAUGCCAGGAACCCAUCUCUCAAGCAGCAGCUCUUCUCCUACGCCAUCCUGGGCUUUGCCCUAUCUGAAGCUAUGGGGCUCUUCUGUUUGAUGGUAGCCUUCCUCAUCCUCUUCGCCAUGUGAGGCUCUGUGGAGGGUCACCUGUCUCCAUCCUGCUGCUUUGACUCCAGCCCCAAGCCCUUUACUGGAGUGUUCCGAGCUUUAACAUUAAACACCAUGUUUCUCUAAA